This is a messenger RNA of Sporothrix brasiliensis 5110, 372 nucleotides long. RefSeq lists its product as uncharacterized. NCBI's taxonomy places the organism in Eukaryota, Fungi, Ascomycota, Sordariomycetes, Ophiostomatales, Ophiostomataceae. Gene Ontology annotation, cellular component: EMC complex; endoplasmic reticulum; membrane. The transcript is spliced from 2 exons. The record is from RefSeq and is a predicted model, not a curated record. Gene Ontology annotation, biological process: protein folding in endoplasmic reticulum; autophagosome assembly. The coding region runs from base 1 to 372 and encodes 123 amino acids.
AUGCCGACCGAACGCGAUUUCCAGAUCCAGCCUCUGGUCCAAGAGUCGAUUUUGCACAAUUCUCGGACCCUUAUCAAUGUCCAGUCUCUGACGGCCUCGCUCUUCGGUGUCGGCGCGGGCAUCCUCGGCCUCGAGUCCUACAACGGCUUUCUCUUCUACAUUGUCUUUUCGCUUAUCACGACGGCCUUCUUCUUCGUUUUCCGCGUCAUGUCGGCAUCGCUGGAGCUGCGAAGGGCCGGCAAGCCUGUCAACACCCUCGACACGAGUGCAUUUUUCCGGGGCCCGUUCGAGUUCUGGACGGGCGGACUAGUGAAUGGACUGGCGGGUUAUAUCUUGACGUGGACGCUGUUUUUUGGCCUCGUCAGAGCAUAA